Messenger RNA from Schistosoma spindalis, 546 nucleotides. The record is from the annotation of a GenBank genome assembly. Lineage: Eukaryota; Metazoa; Platyhelminthes; Trematoda; Strigeidida; Schistosomatidae.
AUGUUAGUGAAUACUUCUGGAGCUUUGAAAAAUCUCCGCAAACGUGAUGCUCGCCGUCAUCGUGCAAGUGGUGUAAAUUCAAAACAAUCGGACAGUGGCAGAAAUGCGCCUUCUAAAAUGAGUGUUGAUAUCAAUACUCCUAUACUUAGUACAUACAUAUCUUCAAAUGGUUCAUUGUCUUCGUCGAUUGAAGUUGACCAUUGUGCCAAGAAUCCCAGUUGCUUGCUUUCGGAACAAAACAAUCCUAAUUCAACCGAAUCUACUCGCACCAGUACAUUUCACAAUUCCUUCACUCUUCAUGAAUCAAAACCUAAUAUCCCUGUACAUUCUCGUUCUGAUUCUGAUCUUGAGAACUUACCUACUUUAAAUUCCGAAUCCAACCACUCGCAGUCAUCAAGUUCCAAAGUUAUUUCAAAAUGUGACGAUAAAACUGCCGAAACUGUUCCCAAACACCCUGAAACUAUCGAUGCUGAUGGUAUAACAAAUAAUAACUUUUCAGCUGUUCACUUAACUGCAUCACCGAUUUUAGAGUUAGAUGAAGAAUGA